Molecule: messenger RNA, 720 nt
Organism: Saccharomyces mikatae IFO 1815
Lineage: Eukaryota; Fungi; Ascomycota; Saccharomycetes; Saccharomycetales; Saccharomycetaceae
Gene: RAD59
Product: Rad59p
Exons: 1
Coding region: 1-720 (239 amino acids)
Biological process (GO): double-strand break repair via single-strand annealing; mitotic recombination; double-strand break repair via homologous recombination
Cellular component (GO): nucleus
Source: RefSeq, a predicted model, not a curated record
AUGACGAUACAUGCGAAGCCCAGCUCGAGCGUAUCGUAUACCUCAACCAUAUAUGACACGGCACCGGGCUUGGAUAUUAAGGAAUUCCAAAUCAUUGAAGACUGGAAUGGCAGACCAGCUAGUGCGUGGUCAGUGCAAAGGAUAGGGCUUUUGCAGUCCAAGAUCGAAAGAUACACGUACAAUAUUUACCACAACAAUAAAUAUGGGAAGCACAACUUAUCCAAGCUGAUACCGGGACAUGUUCUCAUUCAAUUCGCUAAUGAAACAUUUGGGUACGAUGGUUGGAAAAUGGACGUUGUAGAUGUUGGGGCUCGUGAGUGCCAACCCUUUAUCGCGGUAAAGAACGAUGACAGCACCGAAACAGAUGAUGUCAAAUAUACGGUAGUGGCAGAGGCUCAAGUGAAGGUUACUCUGAAAGACGGUACCAAUACCCAGUGUGGUGGGCUAGGUAGAAUCACCUUGUCUUCAAAGGGUGAAUGUUAUAACAGAUCGAAAAAAGAAGCAGUUGGAGAUGCGUUAAAGAAGGCAUUAUUAAGCUUUGAAAAAAUCAUACUCGAUUAUGAGACUAAGAUUACAAACAACUACUACGUUGAUGGAUUAUAUGGUUCAAAAAAAAAAACUGAAACCAAUAAUGGCGUUAAUGUACAGCUAACAACAACCAAUAAUAAACCGACUUCAAUCAAAUUGGAAGAUACUAAAGGUGUCAAAAUGAAAAAUUAA